Anarrhichthys ocellatus (wolf-eel) is the source of this 878-nucleotide messenger RNA. It is a transcript of the gene il17a/f3, whose product is annotated as interleukin 17a/f3. Gene Ontology annotation, molecular function: cytokine activity. The transcript has 4 exons. Lineage: Eukaryota; Metazoa; Chordata; Actinopteri; Perciformes; Anarhichadidae. The coding region runs from base 27 to 485 and encodes 152 amino acids. Gene Ontology annotation, biological process: inflammatory response. Gene Ontology annotation, cellular component: extracellular region. The record is from RefSeq and is a predicted model, not a curated record.
GUCGGGCUCUGCAGGCGAGACGAACAAUGCUGCUGGUGUUGAGAGCUCUGAUGGUGCUGGGUCUGACGGUCUCCCUGAAGUCGGGGCAAGGAGCCAGACUGAGUGGCACGUCUGUGAGACUGGUCCUGGAUCCCUCAGUGCCGCCUCAGUUCGGCAGGUCCGCCUCGACCAUCGCCAACAUGUCUCUGUCUCCGUGGACGUACAGAGAGUCCUGUGUGGAGUCUCGGUUGCCUCGGCGGAUCUUUCAUGCUGUGUGCCUGACCUCUGGCUGUCUGAGCCUGCAGGGGGGAGGAGAGAAUGCAGCCCUUGAGGCCAAACCCAUCUACCACCAGGUCCUGGUCCUCCACAAAAUCUCCAAGCAAAGGCCCGGUAACAGGAGGAGGAAAUGGUACGGCUUCAGACUGGGGACGGAGGUGAUCACAGUGGGCUGCACCUGCGUGAGGCCCAGUGUCGUCCCACAGCAGCCAUACAGAGGACUCUUGUGAUGGUAGCAACUCUUUCAGCAUAUUGUCAAUGUUUUACCACUUUCUAACUCAAACGUCCAACAUUAUUUUAAGUUUUCACUGAAUCAUCUUUAAUGUAUUUCCCAAAAGACACACAAAAGGAAUAUUGUUGUACCGCUUUCUAAUGUGGCCCUGCCUUUAACAUGUUACUUAUUGCUUAUUACACUCAAAGAGCUUCUUUCUAGCCCCUAGUGGUGGAAAAUACUAAAUGCAGUAGGUACAGGCUGUCAUUUACUGUAUGUCAUUUUCUCAGUCAUCAAAAGGAUGUCGUUGGAAAUAUAUAUUUGUAUAUGCUAUAUUAUUUGUUUGUUGAUCGUAAAAAAAACUCACCUUUUUAACUCACCUUUUAAAAAUAAUAACUGUUCUUAUUUUAUU